CAACGAAAAAGAAGAAGAAAAGGGAUCUGGGCUUGGGGCUGGCUAGGGGUCGGGUGGGGGGAAACCGGGGUGUCUAGGGGGCUGGCCUCAGGGCUAGCUAGAGGGCUCGGUUGAUGGCGCAAGGAAGGGUUCGGGGCUGAACUGGGCUAGGUCUAGGUCGACGGUGCAGAGAGGGGCUCAGGCAGGGAGGGCUCGGGCAGGGAAGGGCGCGGCUCGGGAGGUGGGUGGUGGUCGACGGCGCAAGGGCAGGGCUCGUGGGCUGGGUCGACGGCUAGGGUUCUCGGGGCUAGGCUGGGCUAGGGGUAGGGUGGUGGUCGACGGCGCAGGAUGUGGGCUCAGGUAGAGGUCGACGACGAUUGGGCUGGGCUCAGGGCUGGCUGGGGAUCGGGUGGUGGGCGAGGAUAGUAGGGAUGGCAUCUCAGGUGGUGGGCGAUGGCAACAGGGGCUGGGCUCGGGUGGUGGCAUCGGGCAGUCAUGAAGUGGGAUUUUUCUGAUAAAGUAUGUGGAGAUUCUCCCCUACCAAGGUGGAUGGAACCUGAAUAUUUUUUAAGGAAGCAGAAGUUGAAUGCAAAAGAAAUGGCUGAAGCCCUUAAGAGAGCUAAAGGUUUUAAAUCUAAAGAUCCCUUUUUCAUGAUUUGCAUGCGACCAUCGUUUGUUGGAACUAAGCUUAAUAUGAUUAUACCAUCUGUCUUUGCAAAACAUUACCUCCUCAGUACUAGUAAGCAUCAAGAUGUGAUCCUUAAGGUUCAGGAUGGAAGGACCUGGUCUGUGAAAUACUAUUUCAGAUCGCAUGGCAGGUCUCCAAAAACCAGAUUUGAGGGUGGUUGGAAGGCAUUUGCUGAAGACAAUAAUUUGAAAUUAGGUGAUGUUUGUGCCUUUGUUUUGAGAAAGAGUACGGGGAUAAUGUUGUUUGAAGUCGUUAUUUUUUGUGAAAAUGGAGUAGCAAAUUCCCCUAUGGUACCAGAACUUAAUGUCAUGACAAAAGAAAGUCGAUCAAGUAAAGUAGAAUCUUGUAGCACCAUGAAGGAGCAAGUUCUUGAAAGAGCAAGUUGUUCUCAAACUAAAAGGCCAUCCUUCACAGUCACUAUGCGUGCAGUGUACACAACUAGCCGUUGUAAUUUUUGCUUGCCAUACAAGUUUGUGGAGAAGUACAAUAGUAAGAAAGAAUGUGAGGUAAGGCUUUGGGUUUCGGAUGGUAGAUCUUGGUUUGUCCAAUUAAGGAUGAGGCAAAGAAAUGUGUUACCCAGAGCUGAAUUGUUAAGCCAUGGCUGGAAAGCAUUCGCACUGGACAAUAGUCUGUGAGCGGGUGAUGUUUGCACAUUUGAACUUACUAACAAUGGCAAUGAAAUUUCAUUUAAAGUUUCCAUUGUUAAGAUAGCUGAUGAUGCAUGUAACAAGCAAGUUGCAAAUAAGAGAAGAACAACUACACCAUCCAAGAGAAAGAGAAAUCCUUGUGUGAAAGUUGAAUCUUCUUUUAAUUAUGAUAAAGCCAACAUGAUUCCACAGAACCUGAUUGUAAAGAUAGAACAAGAGAAAAUUAAAGUUGAACCUUCAGACAACUUUAUGAAGCUGAUAUCUGAAGCAAAUACUGGUAAUCAAGGUACUUGUAAGAGGCCUUCAUCUUCUGGACUUAGAGAGCUUCUGAAGCAGCCAGCCAAUUCUUCUCGAAAAAUCCUUACUUCCAAGUGAUUUUGCGAUCAAAUCACGUGCUUGGAUGUGUACUGCAUAUUCCAUGUAAUUUUGGAGUGCAUUAUUUUGAGGAAAAGACACAAACUGUGAUGCUUUGGGUUGGUGAGAAAUAUUGGUAUGUGAAGUUAUUGGCUUAUAAAUCAGAUUAUAAAUUUUCUGCUGGGUGGGCUGCAUUUGCAAAAGGGAACUCUCUUCAGCCAAGAGAUGUAUGCAUCUUUGAGCUGAUUAAGAGAAAUCAAUCUGAGAUGAAAGUUUAUAUAUUUAGACAAAGUGGUUUGGCUCAAGAGUAGUAACUGUUGUAAUUAUGCAAAUCUAUGAAUGAGUUGUUUCAAUUUUAUGCCUUCCCCUGUUUCUCAAAUAUGAUCCUAAUUAAUUUUUACUACUUUUUGAU
Messenger RNA from Humulus lupulus (European hop), 2080 nucleotides. RefSeq names its product putative B3 domain-containing protein REM4. The record is from RefSeq and is a predicted model, not a curated record. The transcript is spliced from 8 exons. Gene Ontology annotation, molecular function: DNA binding. Lineage: Eukaryota; Viridiplantae; Streptophyta; Magnoliopsida; Rosales; Cannabaceae. Bases 433 to 1302 code for a protein of 289 amino acids.